Messenger RNA from Xenopus laevis (African clawed frog), 4182 nucleotides. It is a transcript of the gene grin1.S, whose product is annotated as glutamate receptor ionotropic, NMDA 1-like. The record is from RefSeq and is a predicted model, not a curated record. Gene Ontology annotation, biological process: ionotropic glutamate receptor signaling pathway; calcium ion transmembrane transport; monoatomic ion transport. The coding region runs from base 734 to 3547 and encodes 937 amino acids. Gene Ontology annotation, cellular component: plasma membrane; membrane; postsynaptic density membrane. Lineage: Eukaryota; Metazoa; Chordata; Amphibia; Anura; Pipidae. Gene Ontology annotation, molecular function: monoatomic ion channel activity; ligand-gated monoatomic ion channel activity; signaling receptor activity. The transcript is spliced from 22 exons.
UAGGGGGAGUCACAGCUUCAUUUCAGCACCAAGGACAGAGAAGAGAAGGGGAGAGAGCGCUCACUGCUGACAGACACCUACCUGCCCAUUGCUCUUUACCUUGGGCUCUGAAUGAGGCAUAUGCCCAUUCCUACAUUCCCUGGCACUGCCAUAUAGCCAAUCUGGGACAGGAAUUCAGGGAGGGGUUUUUCCCCUGAUUUUGACACCAAGGACAGACAUAUGCUCCUGGUAAAGGUGCUCUUCAACCACUUGUCCUUUCCUACUCUCUUGCCACCGCCAUUGACCCAGUUAUCCUUUUGUAAAGAAGGACAGUCUGUCCCAAGCCAAUUACUGCCUAUUCUGGCACAUCUAGGGGCACUGUUGGAAUAGAGAAGCCUCGGUGCAUUUGCAUUUAUUCUGUUGCUAGCAAGUGUGUGGCUCACUGCUAGUUUAGGGACCCUGCCAGACACCUUGCCAUUCUAUUCCUAUGCUGGCACGACUGGAGGCUGCGGGUACUUCAUACAUAUGCUGUGCCAGCCAUCUGCCCAUUCUUCUGUAUGCUAGCUCUGUAACGGGCAGAGAUUAAAAGCCAUUUGGGGCAGAAAUUUCCUGCCCCACACUACGUGGUUGACCCACUUGCUCGUGCCCUGAGGCUUCUUUUUCCUUUACUGGUUUUGCCUCUCAGCUUCCUCCUGUUUGGAGCUGAGAGCACCCACCAGGCAGGACAUUGGCUCCGCUUGGCACAGCGCAAUCCAUGGGCACUAUGCGCCUUUUCCUUUUGGCUGUGCUCUUCUUGUUCUCCUUUGCUCGGGCUGGAUGUGACCCCAAAAUUGUGAACAUCGGGGCAGUGCUGAGCACCAAGAAGCAUGAGCAGAUCUUUCGGGAAGCUGUAAAACAGGCAAAUAAACGCCAUGGCACCUCGAAGAUCGAACUCAAUGCCACCUCUGUCACCCACCGACCCAAUGCCAUCCAGAUGGCUCUCUCCGUGUGUGAGGACCUCAUCUCCAGCCAGGUCUACGCCAUAUUGGUUAGUCACCCUCCUGCACCCACGGAUCACCUGACGCCAACACCUAUAUCCUACACAGCAGGUUUUUAUCGGAUCCCAGUCAUUGGGCUGACCACUCGCAUGUCUAUAUAUUCCGAUAAGAGCAUCCACCUCUCGUUCCUACGCACGGUGCCCCCGUACUCCCACCAGGCCUUGGUUUGGUUUGAGAUGAUGCGGCUGUUCAACUGGAACCACGUCAUUCUCAUUGUUAGCGAUGAUCACGAGGGCCGAGCCGCCCAGAAGAAACUGGAGACCCUCUUAGAGGAGAAAGAGUCCAAGAGUAAAAAAAGGAACUAUGAGAACCUCGACCAACUUUCCUAUGACAACAAGCGUGGACCCAAGGCAGACAAAGUCCUGCAGUUUGAACCCGGAACCAAAAAUUUGACUGCCCUUCUGCUUGAGGCCAAGGAACUGGAAGCCAGAGUCAUCAUCCUCUCUGCCAGUGAGGAUGAUGCCACGACAGUGUACAAAUCGGCAGCAAUGCUGGACAUGACUGGCGCUGGUUAUGUCUGGUUGGUGGGAGAGAGGGAGAUAUCCGGAAGUGCCUUGAGAUAUGCGCCUGAUGGAAUUAUUGGACUCCAGCUCAUCAAUGGAAAGAAUGAAUCGGCGCAUAUAAGUGACGCAGUGGCUGUGGCGGCUCAGGCAAUACACGAAUUGUUUGAAAUGGAAAAUAUUACUGACCCUCCAAGGGGCUGCGUUGGAAACACUAAUAUAUGGAAGACUGGACCUCUGUUCAAAAGGGUUCUUAUGUCUUCAAAAUACCCUGAUGGGGUAACAGGGAGAAUUGAGUUCAAUGAGGAUGGAGACAGGAAAUUUGCCAAUUACAGUAUAAUGAACCUGCAGAACCGCAAUUUAGUUCAGGUUGGGAUCUUCAAUGGCAGCCACGUUAUACAGAAUGACAGAAAGAUCAUUUGGCCCGGCGGGGAGACAGAGAGGCCGCAAGGCUAUCAAAUGUCCACCAGGCUGAAGAUAGUUACCAUUCACCAAGAACCUUUUGUAUAUGUGAGGCCCACAAUGAUUGAUGGAACAUGCAGGGAAGAAUACACCAUCAAUGGAGAUCCUAUCAAAAAAGUUAUUUGUAAUGGUCCCAAUGAUACCAUUCCAGGUCGUCCAACUAUACCACAUUGCUGUUAUGGCUUUUGUAUUGACCUGCUUAUCAAACUUGCUAGAGAGAUGAAUUUCACCUAUGAGGUUCACUUGGUAGCUGAUGGUAAAUUUGGUACUCAGGAGCGGGUCAAUAACAGCAAUAAAAAGGAGUGGAACGGCAUGAUGGGAGAGUUACUGAGCGGCCAAGCAGACAUGAUAGUGGCACCACUCACUAUUAAUAAUGAACGUGCUCAGUACAUCGAGUUCUCCAAGCCAUUCAAGUACCAAGGACUCACUAUACUUGUGAAAAAGGAAAUCCCAAGGAGCACUCUGGACUCCUUCAUGCAGCCGUUUCAGAGUACUCUCUGGCUUCUAGUUGGACUCUCAGUGCAUGUGGUGGCGGUGAUGUUAUAUCUACUGGAUCGAUUCAGUCCGUUUGGACGUUUCAAAGUAAACAGUGAAGAGGAAGAGGAAGAUGCUUUGACACUGUCUUCAGCCAUGUGGUUUUCCUGGGGGGUCCUCUUGAACUCUGGUAUUGGAGAAGGGGCUCCCAGGAGUUUUUCUGCCCGAAUUCUUGGCAUGGUCUGGGCUGGAUUUGCUAUGAUUAUUGUAGCCUCCUACACUGCUAACCUGGCUGCCUUCCUGGUGUUGGACAGGCCAGAGGAAAGGAUAACUGGGAUUAAUGAUCCCCGGCUGCGCAAUCCCAGUGACAAGUUUAUUUACGCCACCGUCAAGCAAAGCUCUGUGGACAUUUAUUUCCGGAGACAAGUAGAACUCAGUACCAUGUACAGACACAUGGAAAAGCACAACUACGAGAGUGCAGCGGAAGCCAUACAAGCCGUACGUGAUAACAAACUGCAUGCGUUUAUAUGGGACUCGGCUGUGCUUGAGUUUGAGGCCUCUCAGAAGUGUGACCUUGUUACCACCGGUGAAUUGUUCUUCCGCUCUGGAUUUGGCAUCGGCAUGAGAAAAGACAGCCCCUGGAAACAGAAUGUCUCUCUAAACAUCCUCAAGUCACAUGAAAACGGCUUUAUGGAAGAGCUGGAUAAGACCUGGGUCAGGUAUCAGGAGUGUGAUUCCCGCAGCAAUGCCCCAGCCACACUGACCUUUGAGAACAUGGCGGGGGUCUUCAUGCUGGUCGCUGGGGGCAUUGUUGCCGGAAUCUUUUUGAUAUUCAUUGAAAUCGCCUACAAGCGGCACAAGGAUGCCCGCAGGAAGCAGAUGCAGUUGGCCUUUGCUGCUGUGAACGUGUGGAGAAAAAACCUGCAGGAUAGAAAAAGUGGUAGAGCAGAACCUGACCCUAAAAAGAAAGCCUCUUUUAGGUCCAUCACCUCCACCCUGGCCUCCAGCUUCAAGAGACGUAGGUCCUCCAAAGACACGGUCGAGUUAUUAAGAACAGACAUUACAAGAGAAGCGCGAGGGCGGACUUUAUAUUAGACAUAAAAUUCUGCAGAACAGAACAGGAGCUGAAACCCACCAGCGCCCCAGUUGUGCCUCAUGUUUCCUCUCUGUGUAUUUGUAUUUUACAGCAAUACCACCCAACCGAUAUCACGGGGCAGCUAAAUCUGUCCGACCCUUCUGUUAGCACUGUGGUCUAAACUCACCAACAGACAAUGAUUGCACCCUAUUAGUAAGGACCUGGCACGAGCCGCACCCAUUGUACCAACUGGUAAGGAACUGGGACUGGCACUGCCUGCACCUCCAAACUGGAUUUUAUUGGGACACCGGCACCACUGACUGCAAAAUGCCAACGCAUUGGGAGACUGCCCGGCACCAAGUAAACUGCCCCCUGAAAAUAACCUCUAUAUAUAUAUUUUAUUCCCCAGAAACCUCAGACUGCUUGGAAAAAAGAGACUUUUGUAUUUCCCGUCGGUUCUGUUUGUAGCUCAUAUAAUCCUUUGUGCACAGUGUGGGGGCUCUUGCCUGCAAAGGAUUGUGGUUCUGCUCAUUGCAUGGAUAAUAUAUUUCUUAUUUGCCUCUGUAAAAUGCUGUAUAUAAAGUCUUCUCAUAUAUAUAUAUCAUAUAUGUUGUACAUAGAUAUCAAUGCAGCUGAUAAAUACAUCUCCUAACCA